CAAGAAUGUCGUAUGUGUCUCUUAUAAGAAUCGAGCAUUUCUAACAGUUGUGGUUUAUAUACAGGGAUUGCAGGUAGACUACGUUCAAAUUGAUAAGAUAUAUAAAUUCAUAUCUUCUACUCGCUGAUUUUUAUAUAUUGGAUAAUUAAAAAACCAUUGCGGUCUGAAUAACAAUCAAUAGAACAAAGAAGAUUGUAAUCAAAUCUUUUUAUGCUUUUAAGAAAAAAGAUCUCUCUAAAGAAUUAUUAAUAAUGUAUGACAUGCAAUUUUUAUAUGUCUUCUCUUUAAUCAUUCUUACAGUUGCUUUAGACAUAUCAAGAGAUAAUGUAGAUGAAAGUAUAGAAAGCGAAACAAACGAUACGACGGAAGAUUAUGACAUAGUAACUAAAAAGUACAAAAUCUUCUCGAUAUUAUUAAUGACGGUUAUUAUAAUGUUUGUAUUUUUUCGCUGUUGUUUACAAGAGUUAUGUAGGCAUAGAACUGCAAUACAUUUGCGGCCAAUAAAACGUGAAACGUUCGAUGAAAGCAGACUAGAACAGAAUAAUCAAUCAAGAAUUGAACACCGAGUUAAUGAUAGCAAUGAACACACAGAAGAACGCAGACAUCGAUGUCGCACUAAUGAACGCAAAGAGGAAUGCAAAUAUGAUGAAAGAGAUAAACGCAUGCAAGAAAACAGGAAUAAAGACAGAGAUGACGCAGGUUUCAUUUGGAAUAAUUUGGAAAGCAUGGAUGAUGACAUGAUUGAUAAUAGAAAUUUAAUCUUCGAACCUAGACCUAAACGCGUGUGUUUUCUGGCGCAAACGUCUAAAGUACAUUCGCCUAAAAUUAACAACAGUGGAUCAAACGCUGGCAUUAGUGUGGAGAUAGUAAAAUUAAACCAUAAAGCACAAGUUCAUGCCAAAGAAGAAAAUAACAAUUAGCAAUGUUUCAAUAAGUAUUACUUAUACUUAACAUAAAGUAUCAUUUUCAGCUCAAUUCUGAAUUUUAAAUUGUCUGGACUAUGCACACUAUGCUACUCUUUAUCAUAUGUAAAUUGUUUAUUAAAAAAAUAUUUUUUUUAGAAA
This is a messenger RNA of Linepithema humile (Argentine ant), 1064 nucleotides long. Lineage: Eukaryota; Metazoa; Arthropoda; Insecta; Hymenoptera; Formicidae. The record is from RefSeq and is a predicted model, not a curated record.